Molecule: messenger RNA, 1882 nt
Organism: Eutrema salsugineum
Lineage: Eukaryota; Viridiplantae; Streptophyta; Magnoliopsida; Brassicales; Brassicaceae
Product: vacuolar protein sorting-associated protein 9A
Exons: 5
Coding region: 151-1737 (528 amino acids)
Biological process (GO): vesicle-mediated transport
Cellular component (GO): cytosol; endocytic vesicle
Molecular function (GO): small GTPase binding; guanyl-nucleotide exchange factor activity
Source: RefSeq, a predicted model, not a curated record
ACUCCGAACCAUAUCCUCCUACUUGAUAAAACGACCGUCGUUUUGUUAGCGACGACGGAACUCGACUUUCUCUUUGCCACUGAUCUCUGAUCUCGCUGGUCAAUCGUCGUCGGAGGUACAAGCUUGAUUGAUCUGGUGAUCUACUCGACGAUGGAGAAUAAUACGGACGUUUCCUUUCAUGAUUUCUUGGAGCGGAUGCGCAAGCCCUCCUCUGGCGAUUUCGUUAAAUCCAUUAAAAGUUUCAUAGUUUCAUUCUCGAACAAUGCACCAGACCCAGAAAAGGAUUGUGCUACAGUUCAGGCCUUCUUUGCCAAGAUGGAAACUGCUUUCAGGGCUCAUCCACUUUGGUCCGGUUGUUCUGAGGAGGAAUUGGACAGCGCAGGAGAUGGCCUAGAGAAGUAUGUCAUGACAAAGCUAUUUCCCCGGGUAUUUGCUUCAAGCAUCGAUGAUGUUAUAUCUGAUGAGAAACUCUUUCAGAAGAUGUCAUUGGUUCAACAGUUCAUUUCUCCUGAGAAUUUGGAUAUACAACCAACUUUUCAAAAUGAAUCAUCGUGGCUGCUAGCUCAGAAAGAGCUUCAGAAGAUAAACAUGUACAAAACUCCUCGUGAUAAGCUUGUGUGUAUCCUUAACUGCUGCAAAGUGAUAAAUAACUUACUGCUAAACGCUUCAAUUGCUUCAAAUGAGAAUGCACCUGGUGCCGACGAGUUUCUUCCUGUUUUGAUAUAUGUUACAAUAAAGGCUAACCCUCCACAACUUCACUCAAACUUGUUGUAUAUACAAAGAUAUAGGCGUGAGUCAAAACUUGUUGGUGAAGCUGCGUACUUCUUCACAAACAUACUCUCUGCAGAGUCUUUCAUCUCAAAUAUUGAUGCAAAAUCACUCUCAAUGGAUGAAGCUGAGUUUGAAAAGAACAUGGAAUCUGCACGGGCACGAAUUUCUGGUUUGAGCAGCCAGGCUUAUCAAACUGGUCACGGCACUGCACCACCCCCUCGUGACGAGUCCACUGUUCAUAAAAAUCAAAUGCAGAAUCUCAAGAGAGAUAACACUCUUUUCCAAUCAAAAUCAUCAGAUAGUCUUUCUGGAACCAGUGAACUACUGAAUACCAACAGUGAAAUACCAAUGAAGAAAGUCGAAUCCACUUCGGAUUUGGAAAACAAGGGUGCUGCGUUGCUUCUGAAAGAUACCGAGGCAAGUAAAAGCUUUCAAGAGUAUCCUUACAUAUUUGCCAGUGCCGGUGAUUUGAGGAUAGGAGAUGUUGAAGGAUUGUUAAAUAAUUACAAACAGCUCGUUUUCAAAUAUGUGUGCCUUUCCAAAGGAUUGGGUGAUGCAACACCUUUAGCUCCAUCAAGUUCACCCUUGGAAGUUUUGUCUGGUUUUGAUACGUCUAAGGAAUCUGAGGAUCGUAAGACAACAUCUUCAGAUGUUCAAACGAAAAGGGAAACUGAUACGAGCGUGGAUGAUUUGAUCCGAGCUCUACAGGGUGAAGGGGAGGAUGUGGCCGAUAAGCUCUCUGGUGUAAAACAAGAUGAAGAUAGCGCAGUUUCGACACAAGGAAAGGAUGAAGAACGUGAUCAAAAGGUGCACAAAGAAGCAGAUGCCAAGAACAUUGUUUUGAUGAUGCAAGGUCCAAAGAAUGAGGGUGUCAGUUCUAGUACCCGAACUGCAGAAGAUGAUAACUUUGAUUCAAAAGAUCCACUUGCAGAAGCUUCUAGGGAUCAGAAUGACCCAUCACAGUGAUGAGAGUCUCUUGUAUUCGAUGUAUGAAAACGGAAAUGUUGGGGUUAUUGGGAGUUGGAUUGAUGUAGAGUUGGUUGAUUUAAAAAAAUCUAAGAGAUUUGUUAAAUUUUGCAUAGAGUUUUGAGUUUGAAGAAAAUUUUAAUCA